Molecule: messenger RNA, 409 nt
Organism: Sceloporus undulatus (fence lizard)
Lineage: Eukaryota; Metazoa; Chordata; Lepidosauria; Squamata; Phrynosomatidae
Product: isovaleryl-CoA dehydrogenase, mitochondrial-like
Exons: 4
Coding region: 65-409 (114 amino acids)
Biological process (GO): L-leucine catabolic process
Cellular component (GO): mitochondrion
Molecular function (GO): flavin adenine dinucleotide binding; 3-methylbutanoyl-CoA dehydrogenase activity
Source: RefSeq, a predicted model, not a curated record
CGGGGAGUUCCCUAGACGACGCGGUGAACGGGUGGACGAGGAGCAGCAGCAGCUUAGGCGAACCAUGACCAAAUUCUGUCAGGAGCACUUGGCCCCAAAAGCUCAAGAAAUUGAUCAGAAGAAUGAAUUCAAAGAGAUGAGGGAGUUUUGGAAGAAGCUGGGGGAAUUAGGAGUUCUCGGAAUAACUGCUCCAGCUGAAUACGGUGGAUCUGCAAUGGGUUAUCUGGACCAUAUACUGGUGAUGGAAGAAAUUUCUCGAGUUUCAGCAGCUGUUGGAUUAAGUUAUGGUGCCCACUCUAAUCUCUGUGUUAAUCAGUUAGUGAGGAAUGGCAAUGAAGCACAGAAACAGAAAUACCUGCCUAAGGUAUGUAGAAUUGUGGAAUCUCAUAAAAGGGGACAAGAAGGAUGA